Molecule: messenger RNA, 2974 nt
Organism: Rosa rugosa (rugosa rose)
Lineage: Eukaryota; Viridiplantae; Streptophyta; Magnoliopsida; Rosales; Rosaceae
Product: F-box/kelch-repeat protein SKIP25-like
Exons: 6
Coding region: 191-1351 (386 amino acids)
Biological process (GO): double-strand break repair via homologous recombination
Cellular component (GO): cytoplasm; chromosome; mediator complex
Molecular function (GO): protein binding; 3'-5' DNA helicase activity; four-way junction helicase activity
Source: RefSeq, a predicted model, not a curated record
CCACUCCCUCACUCACCUCCUUUAUGACUUUCCCUCUAUUUCUGCUCCAACCAAAACAAGCCCUUUCUUUCAUCACCCUAAAAAGGGAGUUAAACCCAAAAGUUCUGAGGGAUACGAUACCUUCUCUUCUCGGUCCCUAUUUAUUGCUUCCAAGAUUUCCAAAUCUAAACCACCCACAUCCAGAUUUUCUAUGGCAAACUCCAUACCGGAGGUGUCAAAACGUAGAAGAUUGAGUCAAAACGACAACGACAACCACAACCACAACCAGCUGCAGCAGCAGCCCCUCCUGCCCGGACUCCCGGACCAUAUAGCCCAGGCCUGUCUUUCUCUAGUUGACCCCACUACUUUAUACUCCGUCUGCCGCUCGUGGCGGCGCGUCAUCUACACGCGCUCAUUCCCUCCAUUUCUCUCUCUCUAUGCUCUGUUGUCUUGUUCAUCUUCGAAUUCGAUCCAGUUCUACAACUUUGACCCGGUUUCGUCCAAGUGGGGGGCUCUUCCCUCCAUGCCGCCGGACCCGCCUCUCCGCCUCUUCCUCCGCCACCCGGCUUUCAUAUCCCGAAACCUCCCGAUCCAAUCCGUCUCCGCAUCAGGCAACCUGAUCCUCCUCGCCGCCACCACUCAUAAUUUCUCUCCUGCUCUCCCCCGGCCGCUCAAUUUUGAUCUCAGCACGAGCAGCUGGCACUUCGGUCCCCCACUCGCCACCCCGCGUCGCUGGUGCGCAGCUGGAACCCUAAGAGGCGCGGUUUACGUGGCGAGUGGGAUCGGGUCCCACUUCUCGGUGAACGUGGCUCGCUCCGUCGAGAGGUGGGACCUGAGCAAGAAGAACAAUAGUACUAGCCCGAACGGGAGCGAGUACUUGGGAUGGGAGUGGGAGUGGGAGAGAGUGAGCUCCCUACGAGACGGCAGGUUCAGCAGAGACGCGAUCGACGCCGUCGGCUGGAGAGGGAAGCUCUGCAUGGUGAACGUGAAAGGCGACGCCCUCAAAGACGGCGUCGUCUACGACGCGGAGAAGGACACUUGGCAGGACAUGCCGGAGGGAAUGAUCGCCGGGUGGACGGGGCCGGUGGCGGCCAUGGACGAGGACGUGAUGUACGUGGUGGACGAGGCCAAGGGAGCUCUGAGAAGGUACGAUCCGGGGAGGGACGCGUGGCACCAGAUACUGGAGUCAGAGAGCCUGAAAGGGGCGGAUCAGAUUGCGGCAGGAGGCGGCCGUGUUUGUGCUGUUUGCCGCGGUCGGAUUGUGGUGGUGGACGUGGCGGCGCCGCGGCCGAGAGUGUGGGAUGUGGAAACGCCGUCGGGGCUUGAAGCGGUGGCGAUUCACAUCUUGCCGAGAAUGUGCCAGCUGGUUUGAUCGAUUUUUUCGACUAUUCUUUUUUUUUUUUGGAUAUUGUUUGAUUUAAUAUAUUUUUUUCUUUCUUUCUGUAAUUCUUUGUUCAUUGAAUGGCGAAAGUGAAAAUUUGUCGAUUUUGGGGAGAAGAAGUGGUUGCAAAUAAGACACGGGAUACAGUAGUUGGGUGUUGUUCCUUUUUUGAUAGUGUCAUGUGGGGGAUGUUCAGAUACGGAUACAACUGACCCAGUGUCAUGUGGGGAUGUAUGUAUGUUCAGAUAUGGAUACAACUUGCCGCCCAAAAAAAAAAAAAGAUGUGGAUACAACUUGUGGAGGUGGCCUUUUGAAUUGUUUAGAAGGUAAAUGCGAAAUCAAUUAAAUGAAGGUGCUGAACGUGAUGCUUUCUGAAGAGGAGUCAUGAAUUUUGGAAGAGGCAUUUUGUCCAGUGUAUUAGGAAUUUAGGCAGGGUGCAGUGAUGAUUGGGUGAUGAUGGGUUGCAGCGAAACGGGGGUAUGGCUGGCUAGCAUUUGCCUUUCCCAUACCUCGCAUUUGGUGUAAGCCUUUGUAUUUACAAGAUACCAAAUCAAAGUAUUGCUUGACCAACAAGAGAGGUUGUAUGAAAGACAAUCUGAACUACAAGCUCUACUGGAAGCUUCCAAAGGUCCUGGACCCCCUGUUAAUGGGGCUUAAUUCAACAGCCACAGAAGACUGGUCUGGAUCAUUUGAGUGGGAUUCUUAAGCAUGAUGUUAGGUUCAGUGUAUUUGGCAUCUCCACAUAUCGUGCAAAUCAGCGAGAGAUUAUCAAUGCUGUCAUGAGUGGAAGAGAUGUUCCAGUGAUUAUGGCUGCAGGUGGUGGCAAGAGUCUCUGUUACCAGCUUCCAGCUAUUCUUCGUGAUGGAGUUGCUCUUGUUGUCAGCCCACUGCUUUCUUUGAUUCUGGACCAGGUGAUGGGCUUGGAAGCUUUAGGGAUUCCAGCUCAUAUGCUGACAUCAACUACAAGGAAGAGAAGUUAAUAUACAAGGCCCUCGAAAAGGGUGAAGGAGAUUUGAAGAUAUUGUAUGUGACGCCAGAAAAGAUAUCGAAGAGUAAGAGGUUUAUGUCAAAACUUGAAAAGUGCCAUCAUGCUGGUCGUCUCUCUCUAAUUUCUAUUCAUGAGGAACAUUGUUGCAGCCAAUGGGGCCAUGAUUUUCGACCCAAUUACAAAAAUCUUGGUAUCCUCAAGACUCAGUUUCUCAAUGCUCCAGUGAUUGCUUUGACUGCAACUGCUACCCCGAAAGUCCAAAGGGAACUUCUGCCGAUUAACAGGUAUAAGCAUAGAGAUCCAAAUUCAUCAAAUGGUACAGCAAAGAUCAGGCAAGUAAAGAUCAGCAUAUGGUUUCUUGGUUGAUCUGUUUAAGCGAAAGGUUUCUUGAUCAACAUAUUACAUUCUGCAGUCUUAAUCUGCAGUGGGGUUAUGGAAUGGAAGGUGGGAGACGAUCAAGAUCAGAUUAGAGGUAUAGGCCAUACUAGAGAUAUGUUUCUCAAUUUGUAUUAGAUCUUUUGCAAUGUCAAGAAAGUGCCAUGCUAGCUUUAUUAAUUGAAUUGUAUAAGAUUAAAGGAUCCUAUCCGUGGGUUAAUAAUAUUUUCUUCAUCUUCUGAACUUCUUCA